Molecule: messenger RNA, 1738 nt
Organism: Salvia miltiorrhiza (redroot sage)
Lineage: Eukaryota; Viridiplantae; Streptophyta; Magnoliopsida; Lamiales; Lamiaceae
Product: aluminum-activated malate transporter 10
Exons: 6
Coding region: 98-1531 (477 amino acids)
Biological process (GO): malate transport
Cellular component (GO): plant-type vacuole membrane
Source: RefSeq, a predicted model, not a curated record
CUAAUCACAACAACAAAAUCUUGAUUGUGAAAGCUGAGACGACACAACACAUUGAAUUCGCAAAUUAAAAUAUAUUAGCUAGCAGAGGUGGUUAAAAAUGGCGGGUAAGGAAAGAGGAGUAGAAUGGAGCAUCAACAUGGGGGAUGGGACGUCGAGAGUUCUAGAAGCAGAGAGCAGGUUCGGGUGCAGAGGAUUGCGGAGGUUCGCGUCAAAGAUGGGAGGCUUCUUUGCAAGAGCAUGGAGGUUAGGAGUAAACGAGCCAAAGAAAACCAUACAUUGUGUUAAGGUGGGGAUGGCCCUCUCUCUGGUUUCACUCUUUUACUACAUGAGGCCCUUGUACGAGGGUGUCGGCGGCAAUGCUAUGUGGGCCGUCAUGACCGUCGUCGUCGUCUUCGAAUAUACCGUUGGAGCGACGCUUUGUAAAUGUGUGAAUAGGGCAAGUGGGACUUUGUUGGCGGGAGCAUUGGGAGUUGGUGUUCAUUGGGUUGCUAGCCAAUCUGGGGAGAGGUUUGAGCCUAUAAUUCUUCAAGCCUCAGUUUUUGUUCUAGCAACUGCGGCGACGUUCUCACGUUUCAUUCCGUCGAUAAAAGCUCGAUUCGACUACGGGGCGAUGAUCUUCAUCCUGACGUUCAGCCUGAUAUCAGUUUCCGGGUACCGCGUGGAGAAGCUGUUUGAGAUGGCUCAUCAUAGGCUCUCUACUAUUGCCAUAGGGACCUCCAUCUGCAUCAUUACAACCAUCAUUUUCUGCCCUGUCUGGGCUGGCACCGAACUCCAUAACCUCAUCAUAAACAACAUGGACAAGCUAUCUGAUUCCUUAGAUGGAUGUGUGGCUGACUACUUCAGUAGCAACAGUGAAACUUCCGACAAAACCUUGCAAGCCUACAAAUGCGCCCUUAAUUCUAAGGCCACCGAAGAAUCAUUGGCGAAUUUCGCAAGAUGGGAGCCGGCACAUGGAAAGUUCAAUUUCGGACAUCCAUGGAUAGAGUAUGUCAAGGUUGGAGCUUCGCUCAGAAGCUGUGCUUACUGCAUCGAGGCGCUUAAUGGGAGCAUGAAUUCUGAGGCUAAGGUUCCUGAUGCCCUAAAGAAGCAUUUCGGCAACUUCUGCGUGAGACUGAGCAAUAAAUCCUCAGCUGUGAUGAAAGAGCUUGCUGUUGUGAUGAGCAGCAUGAAGAAACCAUCAAAGAUAGAUUUCAUGGUGGAAGAGAUGAGGAGUGCAGUCCGAGAGCUUGAGAACGCCCUGAAAUCACUGUCGAAGCAGCCCAUCCAGCCAACUGAGGCCAAGGCCGGAGAGGCAGCAGCGCCUCCCAUGGCCGUCACUCUAGCAGAAGUGGUUCCCCUAGUGACGGUUUCCUCGUUGCUGAUAGAGAUCGCGGCCAGAACAGAGAAACUUUCCGAGGCCGUGAAUGCAGUGGCAGAGAAGGCUGAAUUCGAGGUUGAAACUGCUGAGGAGGCGAAGAAAGGACAAAGCUCGAAAGGAGGGAACAUGGUUGGUGAAGAAGACAAGGCGACGAAGACCCUUCAGAAGGUCUGAGUUUGUGAGAAUUUAAGAACCAAAUUAUGCUUUCUUUAGUAAGUUGGUUGCUUAUAGGCGAUGACCAUGUACAGUAAAGGACAAUUGCUGUGAAAUAGAACUUCUUCAAGAAUAUUUUUGUUCAGAACAGAGAGGAGAUGGAAACUUAUUCUAAAAAUGUGAUCUUUUACCAUUCUGCAGUUGAAGAAAUUUUAUGUCCCAUUUCCA